AGCUCCGUUCCGGGGGAAGGCCGAGCUUGAGGCCGCCCCUUCCCUGCCCGGUGGGGCUCGACAUGGCCGCUCCCUGCUUCUUAGGAUGGGAUUUCAGCACGCAGCAGCUGAAAGUCAUUGCUAUUGAUGAACGUCUGAGAGUCAUUUAUGAGGAUAAUGUUAAUUUUGAUAAAGACCUUCCAGAAUUUAAAACUCAAGGAGGAGUCCAUGUUCACAGCGAUCGACUGACAGUCACUUCUCCUGUGCUAAUGUGGAUCAAGGCUCUGGAUAUGAUUUUGGAAAAGAUGAAGUCUUCGGGAUUUAACUUCUCUCAAGUCAGAGCUUUGUCUGGUGCUGGCCAGCAACAUGGAAGUGUAUACUGGAAGAAAGGAAGCAACCAAAUCUUAAAGAAUAUGUCACCCAAGCUGCCUUUACAUCAGUCACUGAAGGCUUGUUUUGCUGUCAGUAACAGCCCCAUAUGGAUGGAUUCUAGCACAUCAUUGCAGUGCAGUGCUCUGGAGAAUGCUGUGGGAGGAGCACAGCAAUUAGCAAACCUUACUGGUUCUCGAGCCUAUGAGCGUUUUACAGGAAACCAGAUAGCAAAGAUUUACAACCAGAAUCCUGAGGUCUACGCACAAACUGAGAGGAUCUCUUUAGUUAGCAGUUUCGCAGCUUCCCUUUUCCUAGGAGCUUAUGCACCCAUUGAUUACAGUGAUGGUUCUGGUAUGAAUCUGCUGCAAAUUUGGGAAAAGGUGUGGUCAGCAUCCUGCCUUGAUGCUUGUGCACCAGGAUUAGCAGAGAAACUGGGAAACCCUGUGCCAUCCCAUUCAGUUCUGGGAUCCAUUUCUCCUUAUUACGUUCAGCGUUAUGAGUUUAGCCCGGACUGUAAAAUAGUAGCCUUUACAGGAGACAAUCCAGCAUCGUUGGCAGGGAUGAGGCUUCAAGAAGGAGAUAUUGCAAUUAGCCUUGGCACAAGUGACACAUUGUUUCUGUGGAUCCAGGAGCCAACACCAGCCUUAGAAGGUCAUAUCCUCUGCAAUCCUGUUGAUUCUCAAACAUACAUGGCACUUUUAUGUUUUAAGAACGGCUCUCUGAUGAGAGAGAGGAUCCGAAAUGAGUGUGCUUCGGGCUCCUGGGAUGAAUUCUCCAAAGCCUUAUCAUCUACUGUUACUGGAAACAAUGGAAACUUGGGUUUCUACUUUGACGUGAUGGAAAUCACUCCUGAAGCAGUUGGGAUUCACAGAUUCAACAGUGACAACCAAAAGGUUUUGAACUUUCCAAAGGAGGUGGAAAUUCGAGCCUUGAUUGAAGGGCAGUUCAUGGCCAAGAGGAUUCAUGCUGAAAAGCUGGGGUAUAAAGUCAUGCCCAAAACAAGGAUUCUGGCUACAGGUGGAGCAUCCCAUAAUAAAAUAAUAUUACAGGUCCUGUCUGAUGUGUUCAAUGCUCCAGUAUACACUAUUGAUACCGCCAACUCUGCUUGUUUAGGAAGUGCUUACAGAGCAAUUCAUGGACUUGUGGCUGAGACAAAAGUGCCCUUGGCUGAUGUUGUGAAAUUAGCACCAGAGCCCAGAUUGGCUGUUACACCAACUGCUGGGGCUGAGGAGAUGCUCAUCAGCCCUGGGAAACGUCACUUGUCCUCAGAUCUCUGUUGUGGCACAAGGAUGAAAUUAGAAAAGCCAGAAGUGAGGUGGAGAUGUUGAGGGAGUGAGGUUAAGAAUAAGGAUUUCUAUAGGUAAUUCGUCAGAAGAAGGAAAACGGAGGUGUGUAUUGCUGUGUAGCUGAAUGAGUUGGCCAAUCUAGUAAAAGAAAGAGCAUGGGAAAGCUGUGAUGCUCUUUGCUUUCGUCUUUACUGCCAAGUUCUGCUCUCGAGCUUCUUUCUGUUUAACUAAUGUGUAGGGAAAAAGGGUACUACCCAUAGUAGAAGAAGAUAAGUCGAGGGGAUAGUGAAGCCAAAUGGGCAUACACAGGUGUGUGGGGCCAGGUGGAGAUGUGUGAGUGUGCUGAGGAAGCUGGCUGAUAUCACUGUGUGGCUGCUCUAUCAUCUUUGAAUGGCUCUGAUGACAGUCAAAAGUCCCUAUUGACUGGAAAGAGCCGAAUAUUACUCUUGUUCCCAAAUGAAAAAGAGAUACAAGGGAAUUGCAGGCUGUUCAGCUCCACUUCUGUCUCAAGGAAAGUUACAGAGCAAAUCUUCCUGGAAGCCAUUUCCAAGGACAAGAAGGAGCCACUGAAUAUAGGGACCAGAUCUCCAUUGACUAUCAUGGCAGUUUGAGUCCUAAACUUUUCUGGCUUAAGGUUGAGCUGACUCCCACUGUACCUCCAAGAAAGUGGAUGAUUUCGCCAUGUUCCUGGGUGGAACAAAAGCCUUUGGUAGGACAAAAGCCAAACUUUUCACAGGCCUAACUUAAAUUAUGAGUGUACACAAUCCCUCCUGGAAGGAUGGGAAAUGAAAGUAAAAUGUCUUCUCCGAGUCUACUCAAAAACCUAUGGGAGCCAGCAGAGCUGGUGCCAUGUGUCUGGAUUUGAUGCUGAACAUUCAUAUAUGGAUGUGAGCAAUCCUGCUGUUGUGAGAUGCUGUUGUGAGAUGUCCUGCUGUUCAGCUGAGCAGAGGCUCUGGAUCCUGGUCUGCAUGGGACUUGUUAGCAGUGGUUGUAAGAUUACCAUGCCCAAAGUGGAAUGGAAUAAUCCCUUCUGCAAACAAACACUAAAUGGGAUCAAUGCUGUGGGUUGAUAACUUGUUCCACAGGAGCAGCACCUUAAAUUUCACAGGUGGAAAUCCUAUUUGUCAGAGGAAAAAUGAUCCCACAAAUGUCUGCAAACGUAGUUCUUAGCUUCACCCCUGUGGUUUGUCACACUAAAGUUAGACUGGAGUUAAACUUCAGUCCGUGAGAUCUUGUGGCUCUCAAAUUGGCAAGGAGCUGAACCCACCAGCUCCUAUUAGCUUCAGGCUUGCUCUGAAAUCACCUCCAUUUCUGUCCUGAGAGAGUUAUAACAAGAAAAGGGAGGAGAAAUGUAAACUAGAGCAUGCUGAUUCACAACAGCACUGCAAAACCCGAUCAAACCAAACCAACUAUGAAGUAUCUGUAGCAGUGAAAUCUAGCUGCCAAUGAUUUUGCUGUACAGAACGUUCUUUGGUACCCUUAGUUUGCUGUCCGUACUAAAGCCAAAUGUGUACAUAAUGAAAUAGCUUCUUAAAAGCCUGGCUUUUUUUUUUUGUCUUUCCAAUGCUAUUUUGUGUUCAGAUCUAUAGAGGGGGGAAAAAAACCCACAACUUGAGGUGACUUUUGUUUUAAGGCUGUUUUAAAUUUAUAACAGAGCUGGCUAAAAUGCUUUUCAUCAAAGUACAAAAGUUUCAUGCUGUAAUUAAUGGCAAGUGAUAUCUAACGCAAUAAAACACCAUCAUUUCAGUGUUCUUACAA
Coturnix japonica (Japanese quail) is the source of this 3395-nucleotide messenger RNA. NCBI's taxonomy places the organism in Eukaryota, Metazoa, Chordata, Aves, Galliformes, Phasianidae. The record is from RefSeq and is a predicted model, not a curated record.